AUGUCCUACAACUGUUCCACGAGAAACUGCUUUUCUAGGCCAACUGGAGGCCACUGUGCUGUCCCAGUGGCCCCCGUUGCCACGGCUUCUCCCCAGGAUGCUGACUGCCUGAGCGGCAUCUACUUGCCCAGUUCCUUCCAGACGGGCUCCUGGCUCCUGGAACACUGUCAGGGGACCACUGGCGAGUCCACUGCGUGCCAGCCCACCUGUUACCAGCCAAAUCCUUGCGUCUCCAGCGCCGGACAGGUGACCUGCUCUCGACAGACCACCUGUGUCUCUAAUCCUUGCUCAACCACCUACAGCCGGCCAGUCACCUUUGUCUCCAGUGGCUGUCAGCCCCUGGGUGGCAUCUCUACUGUGUGCCAGCCGGUGGGCGGGGUCUCCAUGGCGUGCCAGCCAGUCUGCGGGGGCUCCAGGACAUACCAGCGGUCCUGCAUGUCCAGCUGUCGAAGAACUUGCUAA
This is a messenger RNA of Hyaena hyaena (striped hyena), 462 nucleotides long. RefSeq names its product keratin-associated protein 11-1. Bases 1 to 462 code for a protein of 153 amino acids. Gene Ontology annotation, molecular function: structural molecule activity. The transcript has a single exon. Gene Ontology annotation, cellular component: keratin filament. The record is from RefSeq and is a predicted model, not a curated record. Lineage: Eukaryota; Metazoa; Chordata; Mammalia; Carnivora; Hyaenidae.